Messenger RNA from Oncorhynchus gorbuscha (pink salmon), 1267 nucleotides. Its product is annotated as equilibrative nucleoside transporter 1-like. Gene Ontology annotation, molecular function: nucleoside transmembrane transporter activity. Gene Ontology annotation, biological process: uridine transmembrane transport; nucleoside transmembrane transport. Lineage: Eukaryota; Metazoa; Chordata; Actinopteri; Salmoniformes; Salmonidae. Bases 449 to 1024 code for a protein of 191 amino acids. The transcript has 9 exons. Gene Ontology annotation, cellular component: plasma membrane. The record is from RefSeq and is a predicted model, not a curated record.
AUUUCAUAUCACACACAGGGCGUCCCAAAACAAGUCAACAAGGAAGGGGAGCGUUAUAAAUAGGCCUCGUCAUUGUCCCUCAGAGCAGCAGUAAGACACCCUCAACAUCCUGACCAAACUAGGACACUGAAGCAAAGGUUUGCCGCAGAGCUGUGGGGAAAAAAGGUGAUUGACAAUCCAUCACUGAAAACAAACUAUGGAUGUCCACAAGCCUGAAGACAAUAUUUUACCAGCCGUCUCAGAGACCCCACCCAAAUAUCAACCGACAAACCCUACGACCGUAGUCCUACGGAGGCCAGUUACAAUAACGUAUCGACACUUUGUGCCAUGGUGCCUUUACUGAUCUUCACCUGUCUCAACUCAGUCCUGCAUCACAGGUGGCUCAGCACUAAAUGAUGUUGCUUUUGGAUACUUCCUCACAGCCUGUGUAGUGAUCACAUUGGCCAUAAUGUCCUAUGCGAUCCUCCCUAAACUGGAGUUCUAUCGAUAUUACAGCAAGAGACAACGUGGAAACAGGCUUAGUGACGAGGUGAACAGGCUGGACGAAAAUGCUGCAGCGACUACACCAGUUCUCAAACAAGGAGAAGAGGAACAAACCGUGUCCAUGCUGACCAUCUUCAAGAAGAGAUGUACUUCAUCCCCGUCUGCUGUUUCCUGCUCUUUAACCGUGAGCGACUGGGCCGGGAGAAGCCUCACUGCUGUGUGCAUGUGGCCUGGGAAGGACAGCAAACUGGUGCCCAUUUUUAUGGUAGCCCGUGUGAUCUUUGUGCCUCUCUUCAUGCUGUGCAACGUUCAGCCCCGCUACAACCUGCCUGUCGUCUUUCAACACGAUGCCUGGUUCAUCGUCUUCAUGAUCCUCUUCGCCUUCUCCAGCGGAUACCUGGCCAGCCUCUGCAUGUGCUUCGGCCCCAAAUUAGUUGCUCCUCAUGAGGCAGAGACUGCUGGUGCCAUCAUGGCAUUCUUCCUGUCCCUGGGUUUGGCUCUGGGAGCAUCCUUCUCAUUCUUCUUCAGAGCCAUAGUCUAAAAUAGCCCGAUGUGGGGAGCAUGCAUAACCCAAACAUAACUAACAUUUUUUUAAAUGCUACAAUGACUGUUGUUGCAAACUGCCACGUCUCUAUUCAUUUUGAAACGUUAGGUCAUACCCUCGCGUUCCUUACACUGACACUUAGUCUUUUCUUACUGGCAUCAGACUUUGAUGACAGCUGCUGUGACUGUGGUAUGGUUGUCUCACCUAGCUACCUGUAGAUGAAUGCACUAACUGACUGGG